Myotis davidii is the source of this 952-nucleotide messenger RNA. RefSeq names its product homeobox protein engrailed-1-B-like. Gene Ontology annotation, cellular component: nucleus. The record is from RefSeq and is a predicted model, not a curated record. Lineage: Eukaryota; Metazoa; Chordata; Mammalia; Chiroptera; Vespertilionidae. Gene Ontology annotation, molecular function: RNA polymerase II cis-regulatory region sequence-specific DNA binding; DNA-binding transcription factor activity, RNA polymerase II-specific. Gene Ontology annotation, biological process: regulation of transcription by RNA polymerase II. The transcript has 3 exons. The coding region runs from base 1 to 729 and encodes 242 amino acids.
AUGGGUUUGGAGGACGGAUUGACACCGUCGGAAGCACGCAGGCGCUGUUCCCGGGCCCGUUUCGGAGAUGUGGACGCCCAGGCCUACAGAGGCCCGGUAGCCAAGGCGGGCAGGUCCCGGGUCAGGGCCUCUGCGCCACAUGCCACGCUCCCAGGCGCCAGCAGGGUCGCCCUGCCUUCUGGCCCAGGGCUGCCACCUGCUCACAAGGGUGUGUUGUGGCCAAGGCCUGGUGAUCUGCGGACCGUCCUUGGAGUUCCUCUGCCCCCCUUUUCCUCUCGGACAGGCUCGCGGCUGUCCCCAAGCUCACAGAGGAAGAGGGCGCGGCGGCGCACGGUGUUCAGCGCACAGCAGCUGCGGGUCCUGGAGGAAUUCUUUGAGGGGAAACCCUACGGGACCUAUGAGGAACGCGAGACCCUGGCAGCCAGGCUGAUCCUGCAGGAGGACCAAGUGCAGGUGUGGCUCAAGAACAACAGGGCCAAAGACCGCAGGCUGCAGCGACUGCGCGGGCAGCAAGGCCAGAGAGCCCACGCUGCGCCCCAGGAAAGUCUGCGCCCCUCAGCCUGCGCCCCUCAGCCUGCUCACGCACCCACGCCUGCGCCAGCGUCUGCAUCCACCUUAGGGAGGUGGCCUGGCUCUGCCCACUUCAUGGCCACUGCGCAUGCGUGUGGCGUCGGGCUGGGCUGGGCUGUUCUGUUGGUGGUCUGGGCUGAGACCAUCAGGCCAACCUGACCUUGCUGCCAGUUCGCAGGGCAGGGAGCGUCAUAGGUGCUGCUGGUGUGGGAUCCACUGGAGAGCUGCUGCCCAGAACCUUCCCAAGGACCCAGCCCAGCCUCUGCGCUCCUCCUGGCGGCGUGCUCUGGAACCGGUAGGACUGGGCAAGCUUUUCCAGUGUGCACAUCUGUGACUCGCGGCUUCCUGGUGCUUUUCCCAUCGCCUGCCCUGGACUCAGAGA